Messenger RNA from Monodelphis domestica (gray short-tailed opossum), 770 nucleotides. RefSeq names its product gastrokine-1. Lineage: Eukaryota; Metazoa; Chordata; Mammalia; Didelphimorphia; Didelphidae. The record is from RefSeq and is a predicted model, not a curated record.
CUGACUGCAUAACAACUUUCUACUCUGCUCUAUCACCUCCUAAGGACACCAUGAAGCUGGAGAUUGUGUUUAUCGGGCUCCUUGGACUCCUCCUGGGUUCUACCUCUGCUGACACUAAUAUCAGUGUCGACAAUGACAACAACAGCCAGGGAGGCACGCAGAGAGUGAGCAUCAACAAUGAUCACAAUGUAGCCAAUGUUGAUAAUGACAAUGGAUGGGAUGGAUCUUGGAAUUCAAUCUGGGAUUUUAAUAAUGGCUUUGUCGCAACUAGGAUCUUUGCCAAGAAAACCUGCAUUGUGCACAAGAUUAACAAAAAUGUUGUUCCUAGCAUUCAGGACUUUGAAAGACUAUCAAAAAAUAAGCCAAAUGUACAUACUGGACCUUCCCCCAAAAGCCAGAGGUACAUGAUUGAUCCUCAGAAUAUAAAAGACCUGGCCCAGUUUGGAACUCCUAUUGAAACCAUGUGCAAGGGACUUCCUACAUACAAGGCUCAGGAGGUUCAAGGGCAAAGCUUCCUUUUCUUCAGUGGCCCAUGCUUCAGUGCCAAUAUCCUCUUGAUUUUUGACAUCUCCUACUGUGGAGAGACAAUUGCAUGAAGAAGCUACUGAAGACUCAGCAUUCAAGAUGUGCUUCCCAAAGCUUUUCAAACUUCAACAUUUCUUAAAAAACAAAAACUAGCUUCCAUUUCCCAUCUGACUCAUUCUAUUUUCCUUGCUGUUUUCUUUAAGUUGUCAAUAAAACUCAUUUAAUACUGGAAUGACAAUUUUAAA